AUGUUUCCGCUGUUUUUUCAUUCUUUCUUUUGUUUUUUCAUUCAUUCAUUCAUUCUUUUCUUUCUUUCUUUUGCUUUUUCUUUCUUUCUUUCUUUCUUUCUUUCUUUCUUUCUUUCUUUCUUUCUUAACAGAAUUCCUUCAUUCUCUUUUUCGAUUAAUUUAUACCAUUUGGCAAUUCUUUUUUUCUUCUUUUUUUGCUUCUUUAUUUUAUAUUCAUUUAGGUUUUUUUUUCAUUCAUAUUUUUUGCAUUUUAUUUAUGAGAAUUGCAAUGCUUCAUUUCUUUCUUUCUUUCUUUCUUUCUUUCUUUCUUUCUUUUAUGAAUCUUUUUCCUUCCUUUCUUUCUUUCUUUCUUUCUUUCUUUCUUUCUUUCUUUCUUUCUUUCUUUGUUUUUCUCUCGUUCUUUCUUUCUUUUCUUUCUUUCUUUCUUUCUUUCUUUCUUUCUUACCAACCAACAAUCUACCGAAAAAGUUGCUAUGUGACACAUAA
Molecule: messenger RNA, 486 nt
Organism: Acanthosepion pharaonis
Lineage: Eukaryota; Metazoa; Mollusca; Cephalopoda; Sepiida; Sepiidae
Source: the annotation of a GenBank genome assembly